AUGUCUGUCGCCAGCGCCCCUCAACCGCCUUAUCCCAUCCAUGAGUCCGUCCGCGAUAAAUUAAGCCCCGAGUAUGUCUCAUUCUACAAUCAAUACAUUAUCAACAACCAGCAAGUCCACUACCAGCCCGUGAAAGCAUCACGCACAAGUGGCACUCUUAUCCCAGGGGGUGGCUCAUUGCUCACUGUGGGGAACACAGAGGACAUCUCCAUUCAACGCAAGGAAACUCCCGGACCCGACGUGAAGGUACGCUGUUUUACGCCUGCAGGAGGAAUACCAAAGGGAGGUUGGCCGGUGUUGUUAUAUUUCCACGGUGGCGGAUGGGUCCUUGGAACGAUCGACACCGAAAACACGGUGUGCACCAAUAUAUGUGUUCGCUCAAACUGUGUCGUCGUGACUGUCGACUACCGUCUCGCACCCGAACAUCCCUGGCCAGCCGCGGUCCAUGAUAGCUGGGAAGCCUUCCAAUGGCUAGUCUCCGAUGGUGUUUCUUCACUCAACAUCAACACGUCCAGGAUGGCCGUAGGCGGGUCCUCUGCUGGAGGAAAUCUCGCGGCAAUCGUCUCGCAGAAAGCCCUCAAACUAUCUCCACCCGUCUACUUCAAGUCCCAGGUACUCUCUGUCCCUGUGACCGAUAACACGGCAAUGGUCGCCAGCAACAGAACAUAUGCGUCGUAUGAGCAUACAGCGGCUCUGCCGGCGGAAAAGAUGCUCUGGUACCGAAAGCACUACCUGCCCGAGGAGAAGGAUUGGGCGCACCCCGAAGCUAGUCCCCUAUUCUACAAAGGUGACUGGUCACGGCUUCCACCUGCGUUGAUUUUAGUCGCUGAGCUGGAUGUGCUGCGCGCGGAGGGCGAGCAGUAUGGAGACAAGUUGCGCGCUGCUGGUGUAGCGGUGGAUAUACAGGUCAUGGCUGGAAUGCCCCAUCCUUUCCUCGCGAUGGAUGGUGUGUUGAAGGAGGGGAAAAGGGCGAUUACUUUGAUGUGUGAUACGCUGCGCAAGGAUCUCUGGCAGGAAUAA
Messenger RNA from Penicillium verhagenii, 1020 nucleotides. Its product is annotated as alpha/beta hydrolase. Gene Ontology annotation, molecular function: hydrolase activity. The transcript has 2 exons. The record is from RefSeq and is a predicted model, not a curated record. The coding region runs from base 1 to 1020 and encodes 339 amino acids. NCBI's taxonomy places the organism in Eukaryota, Fungi, Ascomycota, Eurotiomycetes, Eurotiales, Aspergillaceae.